This is a messenger RNA of Bipolaris sorokiniana ND90Pr, 585 nucleotides long. RefSeq lists its product as uncharacterized. Lineage: Eukaryota; Fungi; Ascomycota; Dothideomycetes; Pleosporales; Pleosporaceae. The transcript is spliced from 2 exons. Bases 1 to 585 code for a protein of 194 amino acids. The record is from RefSeq and is a predicted model, not a curated record.
AUGUCACUAUCGUCGUUCAAAAACCCGCCGACCUAUGGCACUCUUCUCGGCUCCACGCUCUUCCAAUCCUUCAUUUCUGGCGUCGUCGCCUUCAGAGUCCUGCCCCGCUCCCAGUUCUCCCAGCUACAAAAAAACACCUUUCCCAUCUACUUUUCCCUGCAGACUGCGCUCCCCGUCGCAAUGCUGUUGACCUACCCCCGCGGCGGCGCUACUUCUCUUCUCCCUUCGUUCCUACAGCCUGCCUCGGCCACCAAUCCCCCUCCGUCCUUUUCCUUCUUCGCGCCCGCCACUCCCGCCGCAUCCACGAACAAGCUCGCUGCCUGGCUGCACGCCACCAUGUUUGUGACUGCGCUGGCCAACUUGGUGUACAUUGGACCCAAGACGACCGAGAUUAUGGGCAUCAGGAAGCACCAGGAGACGCGGGAUGGCAAGAAGAGCUACGACAAUGGGCCCCAUAGCAAGGAGAUGCAGGCGCUCAACAAGCAGUUUGCUAUUCUGCACGGUGUCAGCACCGUUGUCAACCUGAUUGGACUUGGCGCCAUGAUCUGGUACGGUGCUGUUCUCGCGGAUGGAAUGAGCUUGUAA